AUGUCCUGUCGCCGCCGCGCGCCGUUGCCUUGGGCUCUCCUUGGCCUCCUCGUCCUGGGGGCGGCUCGCACUGGAGAGACCACGAUCGGCUGCGAGCUCACCGUGCCCCGGAGCGAGUGGAGGGCCAUGGCGUCCCAGUGCAGGGAAGGCCUGAAGCUGCCCGUGCGCUACGUGAUCGUGUCGCACACCGCGGGUAGCACCUGCGCCACUCCCGCCCUGUGCGAGCAGCAGGCCCGGAACGUGCAGUACUACCACAUGAAGGAGCGAGGCUGGUGUGACGUGGGCUACAACUUCCUGAUCGGAGAAGAUGGGCAGGUGUAUGAGGGCCGGGGCUGGUACACCAAGGGAGCCCACACGGGGGCCACCUGGAACCCCAUAUCCAUUGGCAUCUCCUUCAUGGGCAACUACAUGGAGCGGGUGCCCCCGGCGCGGGCCCUCCGGGCAGCCAAGAAUCUGCUGGCGUGCGGCGUGGCGCAGGGCGCCCUGAGCCCCCGAUACGAGGUCAAAGGGCACCGAGAUGUGCAGCAGACGCUCUCCCCCGGCGACCAGCUCUACGCCAUCAUCCAGACUUGGCCCCACUACCGCGCGUGA
This is a messenger RNA of Orycteropus afer afer, 591 nucleotides long. RefSeq names its product peptidoglycan recognition protein 1 (gene PGLYRP1). The transcript is spliced from 3 exons. Lineage: Eukaryota; Metazoa; Chordata; Mammalia; Tubulidentata; Orycteropodidae. Gene Ontology annotation, molecular function: peptidoglycan immune receptor activity; peptidoglycan binding; zinc ion binding. The coding region runs from base 1 to 591 and encodes 196 amino acids. The record is from RefSeq and is a predicted model, not a curated record. Gene Ontology annotation, biological process: defense response to Gram-positive bacterium; detection of bacterium; peptidoglycan catabolic process.